This is a messenger RNA of Durotheca rogersii, 1711 nucleotides long. RefSeq names its product NADPH dehydrogenase. The transcript has 4 exons. Lineage: Eukaryota; Fungi; Ascomycota; Sordariomycetes; Xylariales; Xylariaceae. The record is from RefSeq and is a predicted model, not a curated record. Bases 172 to 1524 code for a protein of 450 amino acids. Gene Ontology annotation, molecular function: FMN binding; NADP binding; NADPH dehydrogenase activity. Gene Ontology annotation, cellular component: intracellular anatomical structure.
UUAUUAAUCAACCGCGAGCUGGAUCGAACGUUCUCUCCUCUUCUCUCCUCGGUGGAGGUCUACUCGUUUCAGACUGUUCAUCUAUCUGCCUCUCCUAGAUAUAUAUACCUACCUAUAUAUAUUCCUAUCUUGCCGAGAAAGCUUCUACGCCAUACGUUGAUCGACACAAGCAUGGCUACCGACGACAAGGCAGGAUCUGGAGUGCCCAAGGACAUCCCCAAUGUGGCAGCCAAGGGUGUCCCGUUCUUUACGCCGGCCCAGGAGCCGCCCGCUGGGACCGCCGUGGACCCUCAGCCGGACGGAAGCGCCAUCCCCAAGCUCUUUACCCCCUUGAGGAUCCGUGGCCUCACCCUUCAGAACCGCAUCUUUGUGUCCCCCAUGUGCCAGUACUCGGCGGAUAAUGGCUCCCAAACCCCGUGGCAUACGGCCCAUCUCGGCGGGAUCAUCCAGCGAGGGCCUGGACUUACUAUCAUCGAAGCCACCGCUGUGCAGGCUCGCGGUCGGAUCACGCCGCAGGAUAGCGGACUGUGGCUAGACGAGCAGAUCGAGCCGCUGAGGCGGAAUGUGCAGUUUGCUCACUCUCAGGGACAGCACAUCGCUAUCCAGCUUGCCCACGCGGGCCGAAAGGCGUCAAUGGUUGCUCCCUGGCUAAGCCGGGCAAGCCUCGCCACCAAAGAUGUGGGCGGCUGGCCGGACGAUGUCGUUGGGCCAAGCGCCAUCCCCUACGACGAAAGCCACGCCCAGCCGAGAGCCCUGUCUCUCGCAGAGAUCCAGCAGCUGAAGGCCGACUUCGCGUCGGCAGCUCGGCGCUCCGUCCAAGCCGGAUUCGACGUGAUCGAGCUGCAUUCCGCCCACGGGUACCUGCUGCACAACUUUUUGUCUCCCGUCUCGAACCAGCGCACGGACGAAUAUGGCGGUAGCUUCGAAAACCGCGUUCGACUUCUUCUCGAGAUCGUAGAGGAAGUUAGGAAGGUCAUACCCGACAGCAUACCGCUGUUCGUGCGUUUCAGCGCGACGGAGUGGCUAGAGGGAGUCGACGGCAUCAAGGAGAGCUGGAAGGUCGAGGACGCGGUGCAACUGGCGGAGCUGCUGGCGGAGCGCGGUGUCGACGUGAUCGACGUAUCGAGCGGCGGAAAUCACCCGAAGCAGAAAGUCAAGACGGGACCGGGCUACCAGGCGCCGCUCGCCAAGGCGGUGAAGCGGGCGGUAGGCGACAAGGCGCUAGUUUCAACAGUAGGAAACAUUGUGAACGGGAGGCUGGCCGAGCAGCUGCUCGUCGGUGGGCAGGGAGAAGACGACACACCUCUGGACAUCGCGAUGGCCGGGCGUUUGUUCCAGAGAAACCCGGGCCUCGUCUGGACCUGGGCUGACGACCUCAACACGUCCAUAUAUGUCGCGAAUCAGAUUGGGUGGGGAUUUGGAGGCAGAGCCACGAAGAAGAAGAGCGUAGCGGAGACUCAGAAAACGGACGACGGAUCUAGAGGCGGAGCCGAAUCGAAGGGUCUACUCGGUCCUCUCCCAUGAUUAGGCAGAUGGCGCGUGGCAGGCAAACUCUCGACGGACACGGAAGCCCUGGCAUUCAGGUACAUGGGGGACCAAAAGUAGAAGCGCAAAACAGGUUGCAGACGCGCACUCCCCUCGUCGCUAUAGACCUCUUCCGAGAAUGUAGACCAUGAUUGAGGCAUCUCCCUCGCACCCAACCGAUGAAUAU